Molecule: messenger RNA, 5352 nt
Organism: Paramecium tetraurelia
Lineage: Eukaryota; Ciliophora; Oligohymenophorea; Peniculida; Parameciidae
Exons: 2
Source: RefSeq, a predicted model, not a curated record
AUGAUAAAGCAAUAUUGGCUGGAGUAUUAAUAAUUUACAAUCGGAUUUUCAUAGAUCAUACUUUCAAGGGACUCUAAAUAUUUCUGGAUCUUCAUUGAAGUAGUUGCUCAUCUUUAAAAACUAGCAUUACUUUUUCUAUUCAAAGUAAUUAUGGAAAUUCUUCAAGUUAGAAUUUUCAAUCACUAUAUCAAAACAACUGAUCAAUAUUCCUUGUUUGAAUUGAUGUCAAAAUUAUCUGUUCCUACUAUCUUAUUAUUUGAUAGUCUAACUUAUGAUGGGAUUAUUGUAAUACAAUCUCUAAUUAUCCUAUUCCUAUAUGGACCCAUAGUAUUCACAUUUUUUGCAAUGCACAAAGAGAAGUUCGAGUACUCUACCAUUAAAUACUGUUCCUCAAUUGACGAUCAAGACAACCUUAAUUAUAAUCUAAAUUUAUUGAAUCGUUCCUACAAUAUGCACAACUACAUUGAAUACUUUCUAUAAAAAUAAUUCAUGGGCAAUGAGUAGUCCUCAUUUAAACAAAUGGAGAAAUUCAUGUAAGCCUCAUUUUUGAAUAUAUACCCUCACAUUAUAGUAAUCCCAUUGCUAAUUUGGACUUUCGUAAUUUGGAAUAUCAUAUUUUAUGAUGAUAAAUUAGUUGGCUAUCAAUUUGGAUUCAUGAUCUUUUUUAACAUCAUAAAUAACAUCGGAACUUUAUUAGUUUGGUAUUUAUCUAUGCAAAUCCAAUAAACCUUUACAAUCAGAGAUAAUAAUCAUCUUAGACUAAUUAAGUCGUUUUGGUUUAAUUUAUCAUAACUCAUCAUUAUCUUACCAAUAAUCAUCCAGUAGUUUUAUUUCAUUAUGUACUAAGACAGUGAUUAUGAUAAUAAUUCGACUCAUUAUUAUCUUAACAAUGCUACAAUUCUAAUUCUUCAAAUUGGGAAUUUAAUUGAGUUCUUUAUUUGUCUUCCUUUUAUGGAGACUUACAAAACUGAAACAAUCCUCAUUAUCAUUCCAUUUACUAUCACUGUUAUCAUAUCACUAAUUUCAUAGCAUAAUCAAAUUGAAAUCAUAUCUAUCUCUCUGAUAGCAGUGCCAUUGGUUUCAAGAUUUUUGAAUGAGAUCAAAAAGUAUCGAAGUGACUAAAUUCUAUAUUAGUCAUAAUAUAAAGAAAAAUAGAGAUCAAAAGUAAGAGCUCAAUCCAAAACUGGACUUCUAGUUGAAGAGGAAUAAUAAUUUGUUAUAGAAAAGGAAUUGAACAAUCAAAGACAGAUUCAACUUGAAUUUUUACAGAAUCAAAAUUCUAUAUUUUUCAUUCAUUAUUUGAGAUUAGUGGAUUUGAUGAGACUUGAUAAUCAAUAAAUUAUUGAGAAAGACAAUUCUGUCAUCAAUGUAAGCAGAUCUAAAUUUCUAUUGAAUGUGAUAGUGCUAUUAAAACAACAUAUCAUAGUAUGUGACAAUGUUUAUUGUUAUUGCAAAGGAUUUAGAGGAGAAGCCAGAAGGAUUAUUGAAAAUAAUUAUCAUGAAUUAGAGAUGAGAAUCUAUAAAUCUAUCAAGAUUAAAAACAUCUCAAUUCAAGUUGAGUUGAUUAAAAGAUACAUCAGAUAUUACACAAAACUCAUAUUCGAAUUGGAAAAAGAAAAAGAAAACUUUGAUAUUAUACGAAUCACGUAAUUACUGACUUAUCUUGGAACUUCAGAGGAAUGCUAUUAAAUCUUGUUAUUAGUGAUGGAGAUCAAGGAGAAAGUCAUGAAUUUAAAGAAUCAAUCCUAUAAUGUAGUAAUGACUGUGUUAUUGAGUUACAUCAAGCAUCAUAUUCUGCAGAAGAUGAAUCCCUUAGUAAAGAUUGAUGAGGUAGAAGCAGCAUUGCAAUACAAGGAUUAUCGAAUAACAGAAGUCAGAAGAGAUAAACUCAUAUCAGAAAUGUUUAAUAAUAUUCAAGUGAAAUAUGACUUUAUUAGAAAAUUAAUUGAUACAAAAUAUAACUAUGAAAACCUAUAUUAAGUAAUUAAUAAUAUGGUGAAGUAUAAUUUAGAAGUUAUUCAGAAAAUCGAAUAGUUUAAUCAAUUUUCAUUUUCGAGAACUAGUCUAUUAAUUUAUAUGUUUUAUUCUAUUGAAAUCCUUAAUGAUUUCGAUAAGUUCAUUAGGUUGAGAAAUCAACUGAAAACUAAGAAUUAUAAAUUCUUCGAAUUCAAUGCACCAAAUAAUCAUCAACAAGGAGCCAAGGUGUGCUAUUUCAAAAUUAAUUUAGCAAGACAUGCUUAAAAAGGGAAGAUCUCAAGAGGAGAAAUCAUUCAGUUCUCAAAUAAUGCUCCUCAUAUGUUUGGGUAUGGAUUAAGAGAAUUCAAAGAUGAAGUUUUGACUGUGCAUCAACUGGUUAUUCCUCAUCUGUCGGCUAUUCAUGAUCAAUUGAUCGAGAUCUUUUUGUUGACUAAUAGACCACAAAUCUUGAGGAAAAAGAGAGGUUUACUAGGAUAUAAAAAGAAUAAAGACUUGAUAUUUGUAGAAAUGUUUAUAGACAUUUGUUUCAAUAUCCAAGGAGAUGUAUUCCCAGUUUACUGUUUUUUAAAAUAAAUUAGAUCUGAUGGAGCCUAUGAAAAUGUCAAAGGACAUAUCUUCUUAAAUCAUGAGUUAAGAAUUGAAGGGAUAUCUACUAUGGCUUUGGAAUAAUUUAAAAUGAAAAAUGGAAAAUCAUUAUAUUUAAAAAAGAUAUUCCACUUAAUUUAGAACUUCAAAAAGUACUUAGAUCUUUUGAAUGGCAAAGAGAAGAAAUUCCAAGAAUAAGAAGCACUACGAUAAGAGUAAGGAAGUUGUACUAAAAAAUUAGAGUAUAAUGAGGCUGAAUAACUGUUGAAUCACUUUUCUGUUUCUGCAGAUGAUCUAUUAUUUAGAAUUCCUAAAGAAGGGACAGCCCCAGAAACUUAUUGUAUAUCCUGUAAAUUUAUUAUGACAAUUGGAAAAAUCAAUUAAAAAGAAUACAAAUCAUACUUAAUUUUAUUAUAGAAAAUAACAUUUGCAGAUAACACCAGUUAAAUUUGGAUAGAGUCUUCAAGAAAUCUAUAAUCAAGAACUAGAACAGAUACAAACUUUGUCCCCUCUCUCUAAAGAGAACUCUCUGGUUCAGAAAAGCAUGAUGAUGAAAGGAUGUUCACUAAUAGUGAUCAAAAUUGUGAAUUUUCAAAUAUUGACGAAUAAAAACUUAAUCAAUCGAUCAAUUUUCAAGAAUAUCAAUUUCAGAUAGGCCCCAAUUUUCACAGUCCCUUUGACUCUUAAAGAGAUCUAUUAUCCUUAAUUAAUGAAGAGAAAAGCUAGAUUCCAAACAUCCAAAAUUUAGACUAAAAUAUUAACAGUGUUCAAAUUGAUGGGCUGAGUCUACAACAGUUAUAAUAAAUAAACAAGAGUUCUCAACAUAUUAAACCUAAACAGAAACAUCAACUAUCCUACUUUUAUAAGUCGGUAUCCAAGAAAUCCUUUGAUGUCGAAAAUAAUCAAUCAGAAAAUUAAUAAGUUUAAAAAGAACAAGAAAUUAGAAUUACACAGACAGCUACCACUCCUAAUAAUGGAUUUCCUUCAAUCCUGUAGAAAACACAUCUUUAUAGUAAGUUUUCUUCAUAAGGCAAUAAUCCCAGAUUGAUCAAUGUAAUUUUGAUGAUUGAUGGUUUGAAUUUGUUGUUGCUCUUAAUUUUAUCUUUUAUUUUCUACUUUAGUUUCCAAUAAAAAUUGGAUGAUAACAUGAAAAUUGUUGGAAUCUUAAAGGCUUUUGUAACUACUGAUUACACUAAGAAUACUUUAUUGGCAAUAGGUAUAGACACUAGUUAAUAUGAGGGAUACAUGACGACAGAAAUCAAUUAUCAAGAUAAGUUGCUUGAAUUGGUGCAAAAUAAUAGUGAGAUCUAUCUAUCACAUUAUCAAGAAUAUUUAGAUGACAGUCUUGUUAAAUCAACCUUAUCAAACAUAAACAUUAAUUAAUAUGAUGUAUACAGUGGAAAUGAACAAAUUGUGAGUGCAUGGACAGAACAAUUCUAUGUAAUUUAUAUGUUGUAAGGAUUGUAUGGAAUAGAUUUGAAUAAUGUGACAACCAUUUAAAGAUUCAAUAGUUCAUUGAUCUCAUUGAUAAGACAGUAUCAAGUACACAAAGAAACAUAUGAGGAAUUGACUAUCAAGUUCUAAGACUAAUUAAAUUCUAAUGUUUCUGAUUUGGAAAUUCAAUAGAAUAUCUGUUUAAUUUUAUUUACUUUGACUGAAAUUCUAUUUGUCAUAACUUAUGUGGUGAUUUUCUCGCAAUCAUUUAAACUUUUGAAUAGAAUUCUGAGAAGUUGUGAAUAAAUAUCUUUUAAAGCACUGGAAACAGAAUCUAUUAGACUACUUUCAUUACAACAUCACUACUAGUAAUCCGCUGAUUUGAAUCUAUAUAAGUACCAAUUUUCCUUUAAAGACAAAUGUAAUCCAUAAACUAAUUUUAAUGAUUUUUUUGGGAGCAAAAAGGUCUCAUUGCGUUAUCAAUAGAUAGUGUAAUAAUUAGAGUAGAAAAAACAGUUUCUGAUAGCUGAUGAAAAGCCAUAUUUUUAAAGAUUCUUUUUUUUGUUCUCUAUAAUCACUUAUUUAUUAGGUUUUGGUUAUUUCCUAACAGUAAAAUUGUUUAACUCUUAAAAUAUUAACGAUUUACAAAAUAAUUUAGAUCUAUUCAAUUAAAAUAUCAUAUAUACUGAAUAAUUUUACUAAAUGAUGAUGGCUGAUUCGGUUCUACUGAGAUAUUCUAACCAUAAUUAGAAUUCUAAAUUAGGUGAAGAUGUAAUUGGUUAAUACAAACAAUUGGUCAACGAAUCCUAUCUUUAAGUUGUGACCUUCACUUAAGAACUAACAUCUUAAGCAUAAACAAGUUAUUAUGAUUUAUUGUAAUUCUUGACUACAGAUGCUUGUGUUUUAAUUAAAGAUGACAUGUGUAGAGUUGUGAUCGAUGGUAAACUCACUCAGGGAUUGAUCUAUUCGACAGAUUAUUUUAGCUAAAAGGUUAGAGAAAAUAUUCAAAACGAUUAUAAAUCAGAUUUUGUAUCAAACAUUACCAUUUUAGAUUUAUUUGGUUUAAAUUACAUAGCAAUAGGAUUUGAAAAUAUAAUGUCAUCUGGGUAAUGGUAUUUAAUAGAUAAAUUUGAUCAUGAAGUCACUGCAAGACGAUUGCUAUUUGCUUUAUUUCUUUGCAUUAUUAUCAUUUACCAAUGUUUGGCAUCUUUUUUACUAUUUCGAUUUUUCAAGAAUCGUUUUUUUAUAAUAAGACAAUUACCUUACAUUUUGCCACCAUAAUCGGUUUAUGGAGAAGACAGUUUUCUAAAGACUUUGAUAUAUGUGGAAAAAAUAUAUGAUAAUCUCUCAUAAUGA